This is a messenger RNA of Saccostrea cuccullata (small rock oyster), 1779 nucleotides long. RefSeq lists its product as uncharacterized. The transcript has a single exon. The coding region runs from base 59 to 1438 and encodes 459 amino acids. NCBI's taxonomy places the organism in Eukaryota, Metazoa, Mollusca, Bivalvia, Ostreida, Ostreidae. The record is from RefSeq and is a predicted model, not a curated record.
CCCAUGAAAAAGUUUAUAUAUAAAAGAACGAGUUUGAAUAUUUUCAAAAUGCUACACAAUGGAGUCAGACGAGGAAUCAAGUACAUGCAGUAUCUGUUUCGAUGCUUUUCUACAUCCCAAACUUCUACUAUGUCGCCACACAUUCUGCAAACCAUGCCUUGUCCGUUACACAAAGAAAGAGAACGCGGGUAUAUUAAGUUGUCCAUUAUGUCGACAAAAGCAGAAGCUGGACUGUAGAGGUUUGAAUGGUUUAUUGGACAAUUACUUUGUGCCUCUGAGGGCCCAAGCACCAUCGCCAAAUCUACAAGUAGGUUGUGAAAUUUGUUCUGGGGGAACAGAACUCACAAAAUGUCUUCACUGUUUUCAGAAACUUUGUCAUUCAUGUACCCUGGAUCAUAACACUACUCUGAAAAUAUCUGGCGACACAGCUGGAUCUGAAUCGGACUCGGAGAGUGCCUCUUCUGAUGAUGGUCUCAUAUUUACAGCUCAACAUGUUCUGCAAUUACCACACCGUUCUUCAAGAACUAAAUUAAUUGCAGAUUUUGUUUUUAGUUUUACAGUACCUUUCAAUGCUGAACAGCCGUCCACCUGUAUUUUUCCAAGUGCUACAGAUACCUGCCUGCUAACAACGGGUUUAGGACCUGAAAUUGUGGAAUAUACACUGAAAGGAAGAUGUAUAGGUAGAAAGGAAUUUAGUAAAGGGAUAAGUGGGAUAACAAAAACAUUAGACAAUAAAAUUCUCUUUUCUAAUGUUUUUGAAGCAGCGAUUUUUGAAGUGGUCGACGAGUCCCGAAUAUCUCUUUUUGCAAAUUGCGAUUCAUACAAACCGAUUUCACUGUCUGCCUUUAAAGACGGAAGAGUAGCGUCCAUAGCAAAAGCUUCUUCUUAUUCUGGGCCUCGCAACAGACGCCUGGUGGAUCAGGGAGUUUUGCAAAUAUUUAACAAAAACGGUAAAUUGUUAAAUGAAAUAUUCAAAGAGCGGAAUGACUUUUUAUUUAAUCACCCUGUUUGUGUUUCCGUAAACUCACAAAAUGAUACAGUUUGUGUUGCGGACAGAGGCUUGCACCAAGUUCUAAUCAUGACCGACGACGGGUAUGUGAUUAGAAAAUACAGAGGAAGAACCAGAGGAAACGCUAUAAGUUUUUCAGGGUCAUUGGUGUUGAGUUUGAAUACUAGUCCGUUUAAUCCAGUGGCUUUGUGUCAUGACCAAGAUGGAAAUCUUGUGAUUGCAAAUAGGUUGGAUCCGACUCUCCACCUUUUAUUGUCAAAUGGGGAUUUCUUUUGCUACAUUUAUGCUGGGUCUAAUAGCUUUGGACACCCAGACAGUUUGUGUAUUGACAGUCAAAGCAGACUCUGGAUAGCAGAUCAUCUGAAAGAAAAAGUGAAAAUAUUUCAACUUAUUUCUUACAGAAACAAUCUACAUCGUGAUGUCAAUUAAUUAUAAUUCUUUUUAAAAACGAUUGUAAUGUUGAAACUCUUCUUCACGCGAAAUUGGUCGAGCAGUGUUGUUUUGAAGAAAAAAAUCUGUACAGAACCUUUAAAAGUAAGCAAAAAUAAUGUCAUAAAUUAAUACAGUUCUAUUUUAAUUUUGUUAAUAAAAGCUCAUUGAGAUAUUAUUGUUGGCAAGCUUAAUCUAUUUACAUGUACUAGUAAGUUGUAACAAUAUUACUUUCGUGCUGUACUUUCCGGUAACUCUGAUGAACGGUGAAUAAACGAGGAAUAGUGAAUUAUAAUUCUGCUACAAUGUCACAAGCUCACCUUAUCAAAACAUUUCAAUUC